Molecule: messenger RNA, 1092 nt
Organism: Mucor mucedo
Lineage: Eukaryota; Fungi; Mucoromycota; Mucoromycetes; Mucorales; Mucoraceae
Product: ATP-dependent Clp protease, ATP-binding subunit ClpX
Exons: 6
Coding region: 1-1092 (363 amino acids)
Biological process (GO): protein catabolic process; proteolysis
Cellular component (GO): mitochondrial matrix
Molecular function (GO): ATP binding; ATP hydrolysis activity
Source: RefSeq, a predicted model, not a curated record
AUGACGUCCUCUGUUCUUUUUUUUUCUUAUACAUCUAUAGGGUCUCAACGUCGUAAUUGGGAGAAUCCACCUACCACAAGUACGAAUAGUCAUAGUAACCGCAAAGUAGUGGAUAAAAAGAAACAUGCGCCUAAAUUAAUGGAAGAUGGCACGGUCUAUGAUAAGAGCAAUGUCAUGCUGAUUGGUCCCACGGGGUCUGGCAAAACCUUAUUAGCUCGUACGUUGGCUCAAGUAUUACAGGUACCCUUCUCCAUGUCGGAUGCCACUCCAUUUACCCAAGCAGGCUAUGUGGGUGAGGAUGUUGAGCUUGUUAUCCAAAGACUACUUCAGGCCUGUGAUUAUGAUGUUAAAAAAGCAGAGACGGGUAUUGUCUUUAUUGAUGAAAUCGACAAGAUCUCGAGACGUUCAGAUUCAAUGUCAGCGUCAAGGGAUGUGUCAGGUGAAGGUGUUCAGCAGUCCUUGUUGCGUAUGUUGGAAGGAACGAUUAUUAAUGUGACGGAUAAAUCGGGUGGGAAUAGCCCUCAGAACAAUAGACGUGGGGGGAUGCCAGGUAGUCCUAUUGGAAAUGGACAAGCAGGUGGCAACGGUGGUAAUACACCAACGGGUGGAUCCAAUGGAGGAAAAGGAGAGACAUAUGCAGUGGAUACCAGUAAUAUAUUGUUUAUUCUCAGUGGGGCCUUUGUUGGUCUUGAUAAAACCAUUCAAGAUAGACUGGCCAAAGGUUCAAUUGGGUUUGGUGCAUUGCUUCGGUCACUAGAAGAUGACAAGAUAGAAAUACCAUCUACGGGUAUAAAAAAGGAAGUACACAACCCAUUAAGUCUUACAGAGCCUGCCGAUCUUGUAAAGUAUGGGUUGAUUCCGGAAUUUGUAGGAAGAUUACCCGUGAUUUCAUCCGUCAACAAUCUAUCGACCGAUGACUUGGUUCGAGUCUUAACCGAGCCUAAAAAUUCGCUUUUGAAACAAUACCAAGGUCUUUUUGAACUAAGCCAGGUCGAGUUAAGAUUUAGUAAAACAGCGUUGCGAAAGAUUGCUGAAUUAGCACUUGAGAAAAAGACAGGCGCAAGAGGAUUACGUCGUAUCAUGGUAAGAUGA